AGUUCUCCACGCGCACCGUCACACACCACCGGAACAGGAGAGAGAAAGAGAGAGAGAUAUGAAUUCCACUUUCCCACAGCACAGGGUUUAGGAGACUCAGGAAACAGGUCUGAACCGCACUUCCGCUCUCUCUCUCUCUCUCUCUCACACACACACACACACACACACAAUCUCUCUCUCUCUCUCACACACACACACACACACACUAUCUCUUUCUCUCUCUCACUCACACACACACACACACACACACACAAAUAAUGGAGAAAACUACACGGACCAAUGGAGAGCACGCCUCAGUGACCACAGGAGGCUCGAACCCGAACCAUGCGGACCAGACACGAAGGAGCACUAGAGGAGGAGGAGGAGGAAGGAGGCCUCAGCUGGAAGGAGUACUGAGUAAAUACACCAACCUGAUCCAGGGCUGGCAGAACAGGUACUUUGUUCUGGAUGAAGAACUGAACCAGCUCCAGUACUUUGUGAAUGAACAGGGGCGGAGUCAGAAACCCAGAGGGACCCUCCCUCUGAUUGGCGCAUCAGUUACCGGGAGUGAUGAGGCACCUAACAUGUUUUUCGUCAGCUCGGCCAAUGGGGAGCUCUUCAAACUCCGAGCUGUGGAUGGCAGAGAGCAGCAGCUGUGGAUGUCUCGCAUUCAGUCCUGCACCACAGACAGCAGUGUGAAGACGAUGAAAGACACUGACAAGCAGCUGGGUGUGGACAGGACAGUCAGUAGUUUAGAGAGACAGAGUUCAUCACGUCGGAGUUUCUCUCUCCUCCCCUCUGCCUCUUCUCCACGGCUGCAGAGACAGCUGCCUCAUCUGCCUCAUCCUCACAGAUCUCCUGCAGCGUCACACCAUACCAAACACACUCAGCCUGACACGCUGCUGGAGGUCAGAGAGCUGCUUGGUCAAGCUGAGUGUCAGCAGAAAUCCCUCACCCACUCCAUCGAACUCCUUCCUUGGCGAGGGUGUGUGUCCUGUCUGGAUCAGGACCUGCUGUUGCUGAAGGCUACGUCGGCUGCCACGCUACACUGUCUUGCCCAGUGCCUCAGUAUACUACAGCAACACAGACAUGCCCACAGCCUGUCAGACCCCAUCCAGCCACAGGUCCCUUCCUUUGAGGAGUGUAAUGUGGACAGUGUAAAGACUGUGGGCAUCCAGGGGCCUCUGCUCAGCGAAAACCAAACGAACACAUUCUGAGCUGAAUCCAUCAGUGAUCUUUUUUUUUUUUUUUAAACUUAUGUAUGACUGAAAGGGCUAAAUCUCUCCCGGUGUGUAUGUGUGUUUGACAUGUCUGUGAAUUAAACUAAUGCACUUUUCUUCUUAUGCCAGAGUAACCAAAGCACGCCGCACAGUGCCUAAUCAAGCGCCUUCAUCAACACCACCGAACAUGUCGAAUAAAACGGAUGGGAUAACCGACUCCACGUUAUGAAUUUCUGCUCGUCUCUGAUUUCUUACAAGGGGUUUUCACACCUGUUUCUCUGGGCUAAAUCAAAGCAUAAAUUAAUUCCUCUGCUUCAUUUGCUAUUUUGUUUGAUUUGUUUUCACACUGCUCAUAAUUAAAUGAACCUAAAAGCUGAAAGAAAACAUGAGGGACAGCUAGGGCUUAAAACUUUUAUUAUUUGGAAAUAUUGGAAUGGAAAUAGUUUAAAAAAAAGCAUUUACUGAUUGUUAACACUGCCGCAUUCACAGUGGGUCCCCCCCCUUUGAUCAGCCCAAAUCUCCAAAACCCAUGGCAUGUUUGAUUUACUUCCUGCAGUCGAGUCAACACAGAACCGAGUCACUUUGGUACUGUGCCUAAAGUAAUAAGCAGGAAAACACAGCGGGGUUCUAUUUGAACAGACCAAAUGCUGUAUAUGUGAAAUCAUCCUUAGUACUACUGUGACAGCAGGGGUCUGAUCAAAUGUCAGCUGGGGGUGGUGAGGAGUCGAGGACCACCAGCAAGUAACAUGUGAGGAGUUUCACCAGUGUUUGAUUACUGGCAAUUUAUUUGUGUCUCUCAUGUUCUUUCAAGCGGAAGCCAGUGAGCAGAGAAAGAGAGAGCUGAACAACCCAAUGCUGUGUGUGUUUAUAUAUAUAUACAACCCCGAUUCCAAAAAAGUUGGGACAAAGUACAAAUUGUAAAUAAAAACCGAAUGCAAUCA
Molecule: messenger RNA, 2140 nt
Organism: Neoarius graeffei (lesser salmon catfish)
Lineage: Eukaryota; Metazoa; Chordata; Actinopteri; Siluriformes; Ariidae
Product: oxysterol-binding protein-related protein 10
Exons: 5
Coding region: 258-1196 (312 amino acids)
Source: RefSeq, a predicted model, not a curated record